UCAUUGGUGAUUCUUGCAUGUGCCCUGACUGCAACCUUGGUGUAUCGGGAGGAAGCACUAACCAAGAUACCUGGUUACAACCUCCUUUUCACUUUCUUGAUUAUGUCCUUUUAAGUACAAACAUUUUCAACUUUAACAAGGCCCAGCUUAUUUUUUGUUAUUGUUAUUUGGCAUUUGAUAUCAUAUCUAAGAAACCAUUGCCUAAUCCAAGCCCUAUGCUUUUUUCUAAAAGUUUUAAAGUUUUAGCUUUUACAUUUAGGUCUUUGAUUCACUUUCAGUUAAUUUCUGUAUAUGACAAGAGAAGAGGUCCAACUUUAUUCUUUUGAUUGUAUGUGCACUCAAGUGCAGCCACCCAAAAGGGGUACCCUGCAGGUCCUUCAUGGUGAUGGCACUUCUGUGGGGACUGUAAUCAUAUUCCACUGCCCCUCAGGACACCAGAUGAUCGGGUCCGGCCUCCUCACCUGUACCUGGAAGGGGAGCAUCGCUGAGUGGUCUUCAGGGAUCCCUCUGUGCAAGUCUGUGACAGCUCAUGAGACCUUCGGCUUCAGGGUGGCCGUGAUCGCCUCUAUCAUCAGCUGCGCCAUCAUCCUGCUCAUGUCCAUGGUCUUUCUCACCUGUUGCCUCCUGAAGUGUGUGAAGAGAACUAAGCAGCAGCACCUUGACAGAACUGCCCAGCUGUGGCUCCAGCUGAGAGAUGAAGAUUUGGAGAUGGUACAGGCCACCUACCUGGGCCUCAAGAGCUUGAAUAACAACAACAGUGGCCACUUUGAGUCUAGGAGCUGGCAUGGCCAAGGGCGUGACAACCACAGCUUUACCACAGACCUUGGUAAGAGUACCCGAGAGCUGGCUGGUGCAGCCUGCAGCAUAGACAAGGACCACUGGACCCCCAGCAACCUUGCCUGCUCACCGUGGGCCCAGGUGAUGGUGCACACACUGAACCCAGGGAAGACCCUGCCUGCCACAGGCCCACUGUUGAAAUGCCCAAACAGGCCAUGGCCUAUGUCCCAGGAUGACCAAGGCCCAAGCCAGAGAUGCCCUCCACACUGAGAGGACCAAGCCCACCCUUCAGCAGGCCACCUAUACCUCGACAUGUGUCCAAGUCGAGACUAGUCAGUGAAGUAAGCUUCUGGGUUUAGGAAUUCCUCAGGACACCUUCCUGAUUCUGAAGGCUGAGAGUGACCUGUCCUGGGGAGCUCAGCUGUUGCAGCUUUUAUAGGUAGGCUUCCUUGAAACCACCACUGAGGUUUACAGAUCCAACUAUAGCCCUGCUUCAGCCAGGGACCUUUAAAGAGACUGGGGACAUUUUAAACAUGUCUGGUUUUGCAUCGCAAAAAAGGAAGAGGACAGCCAAAUUCUCAACAUUAUCAGCAAUCACAGAGAUGAAUCUUCUUUCACAGAGUCAGCCACCCAUACAAAGGAACCCAGCUGAGUGCUCUAUCCAUUAACUGUAAAGUUGUGGUGAAGGCUGUGAAAUAAAGAAUUCUAACACUGAAAA
Molecule: messenger RNA, 1495 nt
Organism: Phyllostomus hastatus (greater spear-nosed bat)
Lineage: Eukaryota; Metazoa; Chordata; Mammalia; Chiroptera; Phyllostomidae
Gene: SUSD3
Product: sushi domain containing 3
Exons: 5
Coding region: 292-1047 (251 amino acids)
Cellular component (GO): plasma membrane
Source: RefSeq, a predicted model, not a curated record